Messenger RNA from Lycium barbarum (goji berry), 2065 nucleotides. RefSeq lists its product as uncharacterized. NCBI's taxonomy places the organism in Eukaryota, Viridiplantae, Streptophyta, Magnoliopsida, Solanales, Solanaceae. The record is from RefSeq and is a predicted model, not a curated record. Bases 334 to 1890 code for a protein of 518 amino acids. The transcript is spliced from 7 exons.
AUCCCCCCAUAACAGUUGUUAAUGCAUGGUUCCAUCAAUCUGUAUCUUCACAUCAAGCGUUUCCCACCAUAAAACCAUAUUUCCCAUUUUGCCCCUGAUCAUGAAAAACAGUCUUGAUAGUCCAACCAUCAAGUUCUACAUACAAUAUAUUGUAAAUGAUUGUAUAAAUCAUUAUCAGCAACCUGUUUGGCACACAAGUAGUGAAAAAGCAGGUCCUUUUUUUUUUUUUUAACUGUAGUUGAUUUUUUUUUUAAACUGUUUCCAUUUCAUUUGCAGUGCCAGAAUCAGUGAUACUUAACCUGAUUUAACCAUGUCCACAUUUUUUUUGUAGAUAUGGCUCGAGGCAGAGCUCGAGGUAGCGGAGGUCGUGUAGGAAAGUCCUCAUUAAGGUGUGAUUCUACUGGUCGUCCAAACAUGCCUACCAUUCCCAUUCCCACCACAGUUAGUCCUCAACAAGGUGGUACGAGUUUCAUAGGUGGGCCAGAUCCUAUAAACCAAGUUCAAACUUUACGUACGCCACCGGUUCAAGCCUCAGGUCGAGGUAGUCCUCAACAAGGUGGUACGAGUUCCAUAGGUGGGCCAGAUCCUAUAAACCAAGUUCAAACUUUACGUACGCCACCGGUUCAAGCCUCAGAUAUCGCUCGAGGAAAAGGUCGAGGUAGUCCUCAACAAGGUGGUACGAGUUCCAUAGGUGGGCCAGAUUCUAUAAACCAUGUUCAAACUUUAGGUACGCCACCGGUUCAAGCGUCAGAUCACGGUAGUAACCCAACCAUCCCUGAAUUAUCUCCCAUUACACCUGAUCUGAGCGACCCAGUAGAUGAGGGUACAUCAAACCAGAGCAACACUGUCAGCGAAGAAGAGUCCAGUAGUCGUCGUAGGCAGCGGACACUUACACUUGUUACUCUUACUCCUGCAGGGUUGGAACCUUCUAAAGAAUGCUCUAAUACCAUAUCCGCAUCUUUCAAAAAUCAACUUGAUCCCAAUGGAAUCAAUUGGAAAGGUGUCUCGGAAGAUACUAGAAAUUUUUAUUUUGGGGAAUUCAAGAAGACAUACCAUUGGGACUCUUCGAUUCCUGAGAGUGUAAUAAAAAAACAUUGGAAUACUAAGGCAGCAACAAAGUAUAGGAAUUUCAUUAGCAAAAUUAAACAAAAAAGGAUUAAGCCGGAUUAUGUGUCUGAUAAUGUGUGGGAACGCUGGUUGCAACUUUGGGCGGAUCCUAAGUGUGUCGAAAAGUCAGAGAUAAAUGCAAAGAAUCGUUGUGGAGGGAAAGAAGUUGUUGCCGGGACUCACACGGGUGGCUCUAUCUGCAUUGGGGAGCAUCGCAAGAGACUUGCUGUUACAAAGGGUCGAGAUCCAACACCAGGUGAGGUACAUUUGCAUGUCCAUACACAUGAUCAUGAUGGAGAAUCUUUUGUUGAUGAGCGUGCCCGAGCUGUCCAUGAAAGAUAUCAAGAAAUAUUACGGGAAAAAUCACAGUCUCAGUCUGAUAUUGAUCAAUGUGAAGCAUAUUACGAAGCUGCUGGGGGAACAAGGAAGAGAAGAAUAUAUGGUCUUGGAUCUCAAGCACAAAGUUAUUAUGGGCCGAAUCUUUGCGUCAAUUUUGCCUUUAAUGCUUCAGCAUCAGCAGCACCUUCAACUUCUCAAUCAGCACCUACAGAAAAUAUGGAGGAGUUAGUGAUGCGAUUGAUUCCUACACUGACUGAUCGCUUGCUUCCUUUAUUUAUUGAGAAGGCACGCGGAGUGAUUUCUUCACCAUCACAUCAUCCAAAUACUCCUGUCGACAAACCAUCAGUUGUGACACCCAUAGUGCCUCCUCCUACUACUGCCAACGUUGACGAUGUUGAUCCUUUAGUUUCUGAUGGUGAUCGUAGUCCUUCACCCAUGCAUUAGUUUUUUAUGUUAUUCGCUUUUUGUUGGAAAGAACAAACUUAUGCACUAACAAUACUUGAUGGAUGUGUGGGUUCUUUUGGUAGUUGAUAGCUUGGUGUUGUCGGUGUUUUGGACUUAACGAUUGGGAUUUCGCUAUCUAUUUUGAACUUUUUUUAUAAAUAUUAUUUUAUGUGAA